Messenger RNA from Mollisia scopiformis, 1440 nucleotides. RefSeq lists its product as uncharacterized. The record is from RefSeq and is a predicted model, not a curated record. NCBI's taxonomy places the organism in Eukaryota, Fungi, Ascomycota, Leotiomycetes, Helotiales, Mollisiaceae. The coding region runs from base 165 to 1259 and encodes 364 amino acids. The transcript has a single exon.
AUUCAGUAUUCUCUUUAUGUCAAGCCUCUGUAGACCAUGACGUUGAGAGGCCCUGUAGGUGUAAUUUACAAUUAUAUAAAGAUGCUGGAGAGGAGACAAAGAUGUCUCUUUACUCCAGAUCUCGACUUCUUUCUAACUGUAUCAUUUCAUACAAAACUUAUAUCAUGUACUCAAACAUCCUCUUUUCAGCUACAGCCAUAGCUCUCCUGGCCCAGCAAGCUGCCACAGCUCCGGCAUCCCCUCCUACCGGCUCCCAAGUCCUCGCCAACACAAGCUAUGGCCCAAUCCCAGACGAAUCCUCUUACUACAGCACCUACCCCGAGAAAGCUCCCCCAUUCCCCGCAAACAUCACAGCUCCCGUCCUAAAUACAACAUACGGACCUCCCGGCCCCGACGACCUCAUGUGGCAAAACCUCCUCUCCGCCGAAUGGAUCAUCUACUCCUUCUACCAAACGGCCGUCGAAAUGUUCAACACCAGCUCCUUCACCUCCCUCUCCCUCCCCAACACAACCUACAUGCGAAUCGUCUCCAUCCGCGACAACGAAGCCGGCCACCUCCGCAUAUUCCAAGACCAGAUCUCCUCCAACUCCAUCAAACCCGGAGCCUGCCAAUACGAAUUCCCUUUCACCACCACCUCAGACUUCCUCGCGCUACAAAACCUCAUCGAGAUAGCCUCCAUGGCCUUCCUAACCGGCCUCGUGCAACAAGGUAAACUCAACACCACCAAAGGCGCCUUAACCGCCAUCGGCGAAACGGAAACCAGACACCUCGUCUGGGGCCUAAUCGAUGUGUGGAACGUCGAUCCGUUCGCCGGCCCCGCCGACACCAGUUUCCCGUACGCGAACCAGAUCCUCGAUACCACGAACACGUUCGUGGUCGAUGGUUCCUGCCCGUCCGAAAACCCAACCUAUCCCUCGCCGCGCCAGAACCUGCCUCCUAUCUCAACAGCAACGAAUACCACGAGCGUGGCGCCUGGGUCGACCGUGGAGUUCGUGUUUAGUGAUGCGGAGAACCAGCCGAGUUUUAGUGCGGAGAAGGAGUAUUAUGUGGUUUGGUUCCAUGGGGUGGAGAAUGUGACUGUGGCGUUUGAUACGGGGAGUAAUGAGACGGUCAUCCCGGGGCGGUUUGAGGAGAGGGGGUUGAUUGUUGGGGUGGUGGCUGAUGAGGUGGGGGCGCCGACGCUGGAGAGUGUGGUUGCGGGGCCGGUGUAUUUGUUGGAGCAGCCGAGUGGGUUGGGGACUAUGUUGUCUUCGUUGUAGGACGUGAUAUGGGAGAAGGAGAGGUGGCACGCUGUGAUUUCUGUUUGAAGAACACUUUUGUUAUGUUGAACUCCUGGAAAACAACGAGGUGGGAUUUGGUCGUUACUAGAGCUUUUCCUAGAAAAAAUUGUGUAUUAUACUAUAAAGAAAUAGAUAGACACUGUAUCGAAUUUGUAUUACA